Messenger RNA from Passer montanus (Eurasian tree sparrow), 2663 nucleotides. RefSeq names its product TBC1 domain family member 22B (gene TBC1D22B). The record is from RefSeq and is a predicted model, not a curated record. Gene Ontology annotation, molecular function: GTPase activator activity. NCBI's taxonomy places the organism in Eukaryota, Metazoa, Chordata, Aves, Passeriformes, Passeridae. The transcript is spliced from 13 exons. The coding region runs from base 398 to 1777 and encodes 459 amino acids. Gene Ontology annotation, biological process: activation of GTPase activity.
GGCAGUGAUCCUGAGAGCCAGCAUGGGCUUCAAACCCUCUGAACAUCCAUGGGGGAGUACAGUGUCACUGCCUGGAGUCCUUCCCUGUCCUGGGGAGGGUGAGUUCCCCAGACUGGAAAAGAGAACAAAUGGCAGCGUGUGCAGCAGGUAGGCUGAGACACCUGGACGCGUGGAGUGAGCUGGUGGUGCAGAUCUCAAAUCCCAGCUCAGGCUGGACCAGGCCUAAGAGUUUAAACAAGGCUUCUCUUUGCUCCUGCAAAGAACAAAUCUUCAUCUGCAUGUGGCACUUUGGAUCUGAGGCUUCAUUCAGCCUGUGUAUGGAGCACAGCAUCCUCCGCUGGAUUCCCGGCUCACCAAAAACUUCAUCAAGGACCGCUCCAAGGCCGCCGGGCUGCCCAUGAAAAGCAAGAAGGCCUCCAGCUUCCACGAGUUUGCCCGCAGUACCAGCGACGCCUGGGACAUCGGGGAUGACGAAGACGAGGACUUCUCCUCCUCCUCCUCCUCGUCCUCUUUGCAAACUCUGAACUCUAAGGUGGCCAAGGCCACGGCAGCGCAGGUUCUGGAGAACCACAGCAAGCUGCGGGCCAAGCCCGAGCGCUGCCAGCCUGCCCUGGGGGACCUGCCCACCAACUGCAAGGUCAUCAAGUCCAGCAGCGAGGCCCAGCUCUCCAGGACCUCUGAGGAGGGCUGUGUGCGGAGCCCCCUGCAGAAGCAGCAGUCCCUGCCCCUCCGGCCUGUCAUUCCCCUCGUGGCUCGCAUCUCUGACCAAAACGCCUCCGGGGCUCCCCCUAUGACCGUGCGGGAGAAAACGCGCCUGGAGAAGUUCCGGCAGCUCCUUUCCAGCCACAACACCGACCUGGAUGAGCUGAGGAAGUGCAGCUGGCCUGGUGUGCCCAGAGAGGUCCGGCCUGUGACGUGGAGGCUGCUGUCAGGCUACCUCCCGGCCAACUCGGAGCGCCGCAAGCUGACCCUGCAGAGGAAGAGGGAGGAGUACUUCGGCUUCAUCCAGCAGUACUACGACUCCCGCAACGAGGAGCACCACCAGGACACCUACAGACAGAUCCACAUUGACAUUCCAAGGACCAACCCACUCAUUCCCCUCUUCCAGCAGCCACUUGUCCAGGAGAUUUUUGAGAGGAUCCUGUUUAUCUGGGCCAUCCGCCACCCAGCCAGCGGCUAUGUGCAGGGCAUCAACGACCUGGUCACCCCCUUCUUUGUUGUGUUCCUCUCUGAGCACGUUGAGGAGGAUGUGGAAAACUUUGAUGUGACAAACCUGUCCCAGGACGUUUUACGGAGCAUCGAAGCCGACAGCUUUUGGUGCAUGAGCAAGCUGCUGGAUGGGAUCCAGGACAAUUACACCUUUGCACAGCCAGGGAUCCAGAAGAAAGUGAAAGCCCUGGAGGAGCUGGUCAGCCGGAUCGAUGAGCAGGUACAUAAUCACUUUAGGAAGUACGAGGUCGAGUACCUGCAGUUUGCCUUUCGCUGGAUGAACAACCUGCUCAUGAGGGAGCUGCCCCUGCGCUGCACCAUCCGCCUCUGGGACACCUACCAGUCAGAGCCAGAAGGAUUCUCCCAUUUCCACCUGUACGUCUGUGCUGCCUUCUUGAUCAAGUGGCGGAAGGAGAUCCUGGAUGAGGAAGACUUCCAAGGCCUUUUGAUGUUGCUACAAAACCUGCCCACGAUACACUGGGGUAAUGAAGAGAUUGGGCUGCUGCUGGCUGAAGCCUACAGACUCAAGUACAUGUUUGCAGAUGCCCCGAACCAUUACCGCCGAUAGGUGCCCAGAGUGGCUCCUCCCCCUGCCCGCCCCUUGGCCUGGCCCGAUCUGAUCACUGUGGCAUUUUUGUCAUCCCGACUCCUCGGACACUCCAGCCAGCAGCUGCUCUUUGCUGUACAAAGCUCACCUGAACUCCUGUCUUAACUCUGAACGUGUGCCUGUCUGCCACUCCAUGCGCCUGGAUGUGCCAUUUGACAACUCUCAGUAUUUCACUCCGUGCUGGUGGCUCACGCCAGGAAGGGCUGAGAGAGAACAUGGGGGAAGCUUUACAGAUAAACUGAGCCAGAGACGAAGCCCUCCUGUCCUCUCCACUCCCUGUGCUGGGCUUGUCUGGCUGGGACCACUCCACUUCAGCUUUGCUGCCUCCCGUUGCCCUGCCCCAUCUGCUCCCUCCUCUCUCCUGACACCGUUUGCGCCAAGUCCCAGAUGAAAAUGCCUUAUCAGAGACCUGCCUGGCAGCAGAAUCCUUCCCCACCAGGGUGGCAGGGCAAGAAGUUUCUCUCAGGGCCUACCUUCGCUCCGAGGGUCCAGAGACCCCCCAGGCACUUUGUGGGUUCACAGGAGAGUCCCUGGUGCCUGCCCUCCCUCAUCUCCAUCCUCUUCGCCUACCUCUCCCCCAGGGCAGCAGGGCAGGCACGACGGGGGCCACGACCACUCCAUCCUCACACCCCUGGAAUGACACAUGCCAGCCUGGUGGAACUUUUGGUGACUGAUGGGGGUGCUGGUAGGGGAGCAACAUCUCUCAAAAACCUCCUGACAAGGUCCCGCUCCUCCGAGGCGUUCUGUGUAUAUUGUGUUCUUGUGUAUAUGGGUCAAAGAUGUACAAUAUAUGUCUUCUCUUUGUAGCAGAUUUUAUAUUUAUAACAUGAACCCCUUGUUCUCCCCA